Trichomonas vaginalis G3 is the source of this 1737-nucleotide messenger RNA. Its product is annotated as spectrin binding. NCBI's taxonomy places the organism in Eukaryota, Parabasalia, Trichomonadida, Trichomonadidae. Bases 1 to 1737 code for a protein of 578 amino acids. The transcript has a single exon. The record is from RefSeq and is a predicted model, not a curated record.
AUGUUUCUGUUUCUCUUUGAGCUUUCCAAGUCUGAAGAACUUCUGUUUGGAUAUCUAUCCAAGGACUUCGAAAAACAAACAUUAACAUUUGGAAAAAGUGAAUUCCAAAAUGGAAUUUAUUGUCCUGCUUAUAAUUAUCCAAUUGAAUGUAAAUGGAAUGAUGCAAUAGGUGGUCCUCAAUGUAAUGAAACAGAUUAUUUAUAUUCUCCUCCUGUUGAUUAUGACCCACCUAAAUCAAUUAUUGAAACAUCAGAUGACGAUUGCUUCGGCUAUUUCAAAAAAGAUCUCUCAAACGAUCCUAAUUUCAUUGAUAAAACCUGGGAUGAAAUAAAGUUUACAUGCAAAAAAACGCAUUAUGGCCGAUGCUACUUUAAAAUAUAUUUUAACAAUGAUGAUGGAAGUACAAAUCGAUGCAAAAAUUAUGUUGAUUACAGAUAUAGUCAAAGUUCAGUUUCAUUAAACAAAAUUGAUGGUUCUCAAUUUUUCUGUCAGGAUACAAAUCUCACAAGAAAAAUAAAAUCUAUUAGAGCAUAUGUUUUACCCCUUAGAUUAAAGACAGUUUUUACAAAAGUUCAAGUUGAAACAGUUCGAAGAUUAAUUUUAUUUGAGAAAAUUGAGAAUUACUCUGAAGAUGAAAACAGAAAAGAAAGGUAUCCAACAGCAUUUAAGACAAAUAUAACAACAAAGAACAACAAGACUGCAUACAGAGCAACAAUUAAAUUAUACAAAGAAAAUCCAAAAAUUCAAUUAUCAACAAUGUUGCUAAAUGGUGCAUAUUCUAUCUCACCAAUUAUUCAAGACAAUAGUGUUCCAGUUUCAGGGCGAAAUGAUAAACAACUUGUUUCUCCAAUUAUUGCAAACGGAACACAUAUCAUCGGUAUUGAUGUUUUCAACACUGAAACAUUUUUUGAUUGGUCAUACAGCGACAACAGCUUAUAUGGAUCAAAUACUUCAUGUUUAUAUAUGAAUAUCAAACCGAUUAAAGAUGUGAAUAUAUCAUAUAUUGUUAUUGAAGCGGAAACAGGAUCGUAUUUGGAAGCAUUAGAAGUUUGGCAUCAAGCAUUCCCAGACUUAUAUGGAAUCAAUCCAUACGGCAAAUCUUCAAUUUGUAAGAAUCCAAACAUCAGUAAUUGGAGCCCAUUCAUUGUCACUCAAUACGGUUGUAAGUUAUUAUGGGGCUCAGACGAAAAAUAUGAAGGAACUAAAAACUUUUAUGAAAUGAAUCCAUCAAUCAUCAGAAUCUACACAAACACGAACAAAAAACAAACUAAAGAAAACUAUUUGAAAGAUAAAUAUGGAGUCAAAGACAAAACAUUAAAGAACAUCAUUAUCGAAGAAACAGUGAAUUAUAAAGAUUAUCUUGUUGACUUGGCAGACGAAGUUAUUGAUUAUCAACUGAAGAAGUAUUUCAGGAGGAAGUUAAAACACGAGUAUGAUGGGAUUGCAAUUUCUAGAUUUGAUCUUCGAUAUAUGAAUUACAACACAGAAUAUGCAGACAAAUUAACACCAUAUCUAUUGUGUGAUGAAGAAGAUAAGAAAUAUUAUAGUAUUCAAUGUGGAAUGUUAAAACUUCUUAAGUUGCUUUAUGGAGAUUCCCCAGAUGGAUUCUUAGUCGAAAGUUUUGUUGUUCAUCCACAGUUUGCACAAUAUAUUGGCUCCUCUUUGUAUACAUUGAAUAAUUAUGCAGAUUAUUUAGCUGUUAAUCACACAAACAAGGUUGGACUUUGGAACACAUGA